AUGCUACACAGUUAUCGAUCGUGUCGUCGGUUUUCAAGACCUUUAAGUCGAUAUUUUCCGAUUAUUAUUGUUGUAUGUCUGGCCGGACUUAGUUGGUGUUUACUCAAUGCACUUUUUUCUUCUCAACCUGAUAAUUAUGAAAAUGUUUACGGCAAUAAUUUUGAAGAAACAAAAUCACCACUGAUAUUCUGUUUUGUAACUAGUGCAAAUGAUCGUCAUUUAACAUCAGCACGAGCUAUUGCCUAUAGUUGGGGUAAGCGAUGUGAUCGAUUUUAUUUUAUUGCACGUCUACAAAAUACGAGUAUCAAUUUAAUGAUAUUAGAAUAUUUUGAAAAUAUAACAGACAUAACAGUCACUACAAUAACUCAACAAACAUUCGAUGUGCUUGCGUAUCUUGAAACUACAAACUCAUUUAAAUCUUAUAACUGGUUUUUACGUGCAAGUGACGAUUCAUUUGUGAUUAUACCAAAUCUUCGACAACUUGUUAGACAAUUGAAUGAUAAACACCACAAUUAUCCAUUAGCUUAUGUUGGUGAUGUUGAACAAAUGUUUGAUAAAUAUCAAAUUGCAACAACAGGAUCGGUGAUGUUAUUUAAUCGGCGGGCAUUGUAUCGUUUAACUUAUUCAGAUGAUUUAAGCGAUGAUGAACAGGAGUUAGAAUUUGAAAGAGAACAAUGUUUUAAAAAUAUGAUUUAUGAUCAUGAAUUUGUCAGAUGUAUGGAAAUAAGUCGAAUCAAAAUCAAUCCAAUGUAUGAUAAUUUAAUACUUUCACAAAAUCUAUCAUUUUACAAAAUGGAUAAACGAUUUCAGGGCAUUCGUUUCAGUCCAAAUACUGUUGCGUUUCGUUCAAGCAACGAUACAGACAUGUAUAAAUUUGAAUUUUUAUAUCAUCGACUUGAUGUAUUAUCAAAGACAGGUAGAUGA
Molecule: messenger RNA, 924 nt
Organism: Rotaria socialis
Lineage: Eukaryota; Metazoa; Rotifera; Eurotatoria; Philodinida; Philodinidae
Source: the annotation of a GenBank genome assembly